AAAAAUGAAAUUUUCCUAAUAAAUAUGGAUGUGUGGAAACAUUGUGUUCCGAACGCUAAGUAUGUUGUGUAAUGGAGCGUACCAAAUGCAUUUUCACCAGCAAAGUUGUUCGGAAUUUGAUGACCUUGAAGACAGGUGUGAAAAAGUUAACAAUCGCAAAACCGCACUUGCGGUCAAUUCAGCGAUUUGAACGGUCGGCAUGGUGUGCACGUGCAAGAGGCACAAUAAGCCCUAUAAAAGUGCAGGGUUUAGGACUUAGCUGUACUCAGUUUAAAACUGUCAGCGUAGCUUUCACAAUGCUAAGACUGAAUGAAGCACAGAGGAACAACGCCGUCGGACAAUUGGAAGCAGGCGAAUCCCAAUCAGAGGUUGCGAGGCUUUUCAAUGUGUACCCUAGCACCAUUUCAAGAUUAUGGAUCUGCUACCAGGCGCAUAGAUCAACACGUUACCUUCGCAGAUCCGGUAGACCACGUGUCACCACUCCUGCCCAGGAUCGCUACAUCCGGUUGCGCCACCUACGCCAAAGGACGACCACGGCUACCUCCACUCAAUCUGCAAUACCGGGACUGCGUAGGAUCUCUGACCAGACUGUCCGGAACCGUCUACGAGAGGCAGGAUUGCGACCCAGACGUCCUGUUAGAGGCGUGAUUUAAACCCAGCAGCAUCGACAGCUUCGACUACAAUGGUGUCAAGCACACAGGGUAUGGCCUCAAAGACGAUGGAGACACGUGUGGUUCAGCGACAAAUCGCGAUUCAUGCUCCGCAAACAGGAUGGAAGGGCAUGUGUCUACCGCCGAAGAGGUGAACGUUUUGCACACAAUUGCAUACAGGAAGUGGACAGAUUUGGUGGAGGAAGUGUGAUGAUGUGGGCAGCCAUCUCUUACAACGCCAGGACAGACUUGGUGCACAUCAGGGGGAACUUGACAGCACAGCGCUAUGUGGACGAGAUCCCUCGCCCAUACGUCGUCCCCAACAUGGCCAACGGCAACACUGUUUUCCAGCAGGACAAUGCCCGUCCUCAUACAGCGCGCAUCACCACAGCCUUCCUAGCAAACAACAA
This is a messenger RNA of Gigantopelta aegis, 1060 nucleotides long. RefSeq lists its product as uncharacterized. The coding region runs from base 72 to 653 and encodes 193 amino acids. The record is from RefSeq and is a predicted model, not a curated record. NCBI's taxonomy places the organism in Eukaryota, Metazoa, Mollusca, Gastropoda, Neomphalida, Peltospiridae. The transcript has 2 exons.